Molecule: messenger RNA, 504 nt
Organism: Penicillium alfredii
Lineage: Eukaryota; Fungi; Ascomycota; Eurotiomycetes; Eurotiales; Aspergillaceae
Exons: 1
Coding region: 1-504 (167 amino acids)
Source: RefSeq, a predicted model, not a curated record
AUGGCACCCAACCCUUUUCUCUGCCUGCGCGCCGUCUUUUGCCCGACAUACUGGUUCAACCGAGGCGAGCGCAUCCAUGGCUCUAUCAGCUGUGAGCAGCACUGGGACAGCCCUGUCCCGGGAACCUACAAGUUCUUCCCGGGCCAUGGCUGGCACCUGAUUCAUCCGGACGGCCAUGAGAAUGAAAAGGAUAAGGCCCCCGCUGCUCUGGUCUACUGCCGCAUUCUCCACCGCUACAUGUUCGAGUCUGAGCUCGAAGGACGCUGCCGCUGGUUCUCGGCCCCGCUGCACAAAGGUGGUCGCCCUGAGCGGCUGCGCUUUUUCCUCCUCGACGAUGGUGUCCACUGGGUUGCUGGCUGGGAUGCCCAGGAUCGCUUUAUCCCGGGCCCCUACCCCAAGUGGUGGCUUGACGAAGAUGGCCACACCAUGCACCGUGGUGCCUCGCCGCCCACCAGCGCCGAUGUGUCCCGAUGCAGCAGUCUUGUUGCGGGAAAAUUGGGUUGA